Pecten maximus is the source of this 1535-nucleotide messenger RNA. RefSeq lists its product as uncharacterized. The transcript has 9 exons. The record is from RefSeq and is a predicted model, not a curated record. NCBI's taxonomy places the organism in Eukaryota, Metazoa, Mollusca, Bivalvia, Pectinida, Pectinidae. The coding region runs from base 119 to 1468 and encodes 449 amino acids.
UCUUGUAUGGAAAGGCGACGAAGGGUCAUGCUCAUUCUUGUUUACCUUCACGAUUGUUUUGAUUUUGACAGCUAACGGUAAGAUUGAAUCCAGGAUUGUCGUGAAAAGAAUAUUUGUAAUGAUGAAUUUUGCAAGACCAACACCAUCAAAGUCACCAACACCUGCUAAAAAUGUACGCCCUCUGGGAAUGCCCGUUCGGGGACCACCAAAAGUAUCUCCUUCAAUGUUGUACUCUUACUCUGACACAUUCGAUGAUUCCCUGUCACCAAGGGUUGUCCAGUACUCGGAUACACUCGAUGACACUGCACCAACAAAGACAAGACUUUACUCUGACACAUUUGAGAGUGAGGACGCAGCUACUUCAUACAGUGAUACAUUUGUGGAGGGCACACUAGCAACAGAACAAGUUGAUACUCACUUGUCAGAAUAUUCCAAUUCACAAACUCUUCAACAUGACUCCAGACCAUAUUCCUACACAGACACGUUUGACUCCAGUAGCAGUCAUUUUCGUGGUUCCACCACAUACACAGGAACACACACAGACAAAGCCAGUGGUCAGUCGGAUGAUGGGUAUACACAUUACGAGUCGGCUGACUCUAUAACACAACAUAGUGAGGACACUUAUAGUCAGCCAACCUUCACUAGACGAGUUGAAUCAGAUGAGGAAACUUAUUCAGAAAGACAGUCUAGUGGCUCUGAUGAUGACAUGACCUUGGAAAAUGACAGCUAUGACUACAGUUACACAUUUGAGGAAGCUGACACCACAAAGACAGAGGACCCAGAAAAACUAAGAAAGGAAGCUGAGCUCUUCAAACUUGCAGAGGAAGCAAAAACAAACUUUGCAGCAGACAUGAUGUCUCGGUUAAGACAGAAACGUAUCAGACAGACAGAUGUAUCAUCUUUACUGACGCAGGAAAAAACUGACAAAGAAAAGGAAUUAGAUUGGCAUUGUUCUAGAUACAUCAAAAAGAAGCUACGCUUGCUAAAACAGAAACACUCUUCCUCAGCUAUGAAAAGUAAGGGGAAGCCCAUACAGAAACAGUCUGAGGCCAAGGCCUCACCAGUGAAGGAGGGAGAACAACUUAUACAGGAGUAUGGCAUUGAUCCAGCUCUGAUGGACAGACUCAAACUGAAAAACUUCAUCAAGAGAAUGGAAAUGGCCGCCCAGGAAGAAAUACACGAUCCCAGGCGAUGUAAGGAUUGCAGAACUCACCAGCUGAAAAUUGAUGCUGCUGCAGCUCAGAGAAGCUUUGUGCGCGAGAAGACGAGAGAUAUCAGACAGGAAAUAAUAGAGGAUAGAAUCCAAUCACACCUUAUACAAAUGAGUUCCUUAUCGUUGAUUGGAGAAUUGGCAAGAUCUCUACCCAAGCCUACACAAGACCCUGAAGAUGUGUUAGAGAAAAUGAAUAAAGGGCUUAUGUUAUCAAAGUCCAUUUCAAAAACAAGACAAUGUGAUAUGUUUAUUUAGUAAUUUUAUAAAUAUAUUCUGUACAAUGUUUAAGAUAUAAAUAUAUUGUUUAUAAGUAAUCAAAAAU